Molecule: messenger RNA, 1533 nt
Organism: Cheilinus undulatus (humphead wrasse)
Lineage: Eukaryota; Metazoa; Chordata; Actinopteri; Labriformes; Labridae
Gene: onecut2
Product: one cut homeobox 2
Exons: 4
Coding region: 1-1533 (510 amino acids)
Biological process (GO): regulation of transcription by RNA polymerase II
Cellular component (GO): nucleus
Molecular function (GO): RNA polymerase II cis-regulatory region sequence-specific DNA binding; DNA-binding transcription factor activity, RNA polymerase II-specific
Source: RefSeq, a predicted model, not a curated record
AUGAAGACUGCCUACACUAACGCCUAUCGAUGCCUGGCCAAGGACCUGGACGCGUACGCCAUGAACACGGACAUGACGAUGGACAGCAUCGGCAGCCUGCACGGCGGGGUGUCGGUGAGCUCUGUGGCCGCUGAUGGGGAUCUGAUGAGCGGCCACAGCCCACACCACGGCCGCGGGGGCUCCUCGGUGUCCAGCCUGCGGAUACACCAGGAUCUAGCCUCCCGCUCGGCCAUGGUGACCGGCAUGGCCACGAUCCUGGACGGCAGCGGGGAGUACCGUCCCGAGCUGUCCUUACCGCUGCACCACGCCAUGAGCGUCCCGUGUGACGCGUCCUCUCCCGGGAUGGGGAUGAGCGGCACAUACACCACCUUAACCCCGCUGCAGCCGCUGCCCCCCAUCUCCACCGUGUCCGACAAGUUUCACCACCAUCACCACCACCACCAGCGGCUCUCCGGGAACGUCAGCGGGAGCUUCACACUCAUGCGGGACGAGCGGGGUCUGCCGGGCAUGAACAACUUGUACAGCCCCUACCACAAAGACCACAUGCCCGGGAUGGGUCAGAGUCUGUCCCCGGUGCUGGGGAACGGCCUGGGCUCUAUACACAACAGCCAGCAGGCUCUCCACAAUUACGGCACCACGACGCACGGAGGCCACGACAAGAUGCUCAACUUCGACGCCUCCAUGCUGGCCAGAGGAGCGGAGCACCACCAGCACCGAGGCCUCUCCGGCCCCGCGACCGGGAUGAUGCCGCACCUGAACGGGAUGCACCACCCCGGACACCCGGCCGUGUCCUCGGCGGGCCACCACCCCCACUCCCACCCCCACCUCCAGUCUCCGUCCCACGGGCCCAUAUUGGCUUCCACUCGGGAAAGGCCGCCCUCCUCCUCCGGGACGCAGGGGGUGAACAGCUCAGGACAGCUGGAGGAAAUCAACACCAAGGAGGUAGCGCAGAGGAUCACGGCGGAGCUCAAGAGGUACAGCAUCCCCCAGGCCAUCUUCGCCCAGAGGGUGCUGUGCCGCUCCCAGGGGACCCUGUCAGACCUCCUGAGGAACCCCAAACCGUGGAGUAAACUAAAGUCGGGACGGGAGACCUUCAGGAGGAUGUGGAAGUGGCUGCAGGAGCCUGAGUUUCAGAGGAUGUCGGCCCUCAGACUGGCAGGUGGGAGUAGCUCGGGUCUCUCAGAGCUUCGACAGCUUCAUGAUGAUCCACACAGAUCCAGUCAGAGCUCUGGGGACGUUACAGCUUGCAAACGAAAGGAGCAGGACACGGGGAAAGAACGCAACAGUACGCCAAAGAAGUCGCGGCUGGUCUUCACUGACCUGCAGCGGCGCACCCUGCUGGCCAUCUUCAAGGAGAACAAGCGACCGUCCAAGGAGAUGCAGCUCACCAUCUCUCAGCAGCUCGGCCUUGAACUCAGCACCGUCAGCAACUUCUUCAUGAACGCCCGCCGCCGGAGCCUCGACAAAUGGACAGACGAUGGAGCCAGCCCUGGCGGCCAAUCUUCGGCGUCCAGCACUUGUACCAAAGCGUGA